AUGGCCGGGGAUAAGAAACAGGUCGAUCCCACGAAGUCGUUCAUCGCUGGUGGUACCGCAGGGGCCAUCGAAGGCGUGAUCACCUACCCGUUUGAGUUUGCCAAAACCCGGCUCCAGUUGAUCGAUAAGCUGUCCAAGCUGAGUCGUAACCCCUUGGUGCUUAUCUACAAUGUGGCCAAGACUCAAGGGGUGGGCGCAUUGUACGUGGGGUGUCCCGCCUUUGUUGUUGGUAAUACUGUUAAGGCGCUGGUGCGGUUCCUUGGGUUUGACUACAUCAAGCUGUUGUUAGCCGACAAGAACGGCAAGUUGAGUGGUCCUCGUGGGGUGGUCGCCGGUCUUGGUGCCGGUCUUCUCGAGUCGGUAGUGGCGGUGACGCCGUUUGAGGCGAUCAAAACCGCCCUCAUCGAUGACAAGCAGCUGCCACACCCCAAGUACCAAAACGGGCUCAUUUCGGGGUCGGUGAAGCUCUGUCGCGACUUAGGGGUGAGAGGGAUCUACGCCGGGGUGGUGCCGGUGUCGUUGCGUCAAGCGCUGAACCAAGCGGUGCGGUUGGGGUCAUACAAUGCCCUCAAGACGAUGAUCCAGCAGGCCCUGGGCAAAAAGCCCACCGACCCGUUGUCGGCGGCGGCCACCUUUGCCGUGGGUUCGUUUGCUGGCGUCAUCACCGUGUACACUACCAUGCCCAUUGACACCGUCAAGACGAGAAUGCAAGCGCUCGGCUCGGAGAAAUUAUACAAGAACACCCUCGACUGCUUCGUCAAGAUCUUCAAGAACGAAGGGCUUUUGACCUUCUGGAGAGGGGCGACGCCAAGAUUGGGCCGGUUGGUGUUGCUGGGGGGUAUUGUGUUUACCAUCUACGAGAAGAUGUUGAUCAUCUUAAACUAG
Molecule: messenger RNA, 885 nt
Organism: Diutina rugosa
Lineage: Eukaryota; Fungi; Ascomycota; Pichiomycetes; Serinales; Debaryomycetaceae
Gene: CTP1
Product: Ctp1p
Exons: 1
Coding region: 1-885 (294 amino acids)
Biological process (GO): mitochondrial citrate transmembrane transport
Molecular function (GO): tricarboxylate secondary active transmembrane transporter activity
Source: RefSeq, a predicted model, not a curated record